Molecule: messenger RNA, 1713 nt
Organism: Mya arenaria
Lineage: Eukaryota; Metazoa; Mollusca; Bivalvia; Myida; Myidae
Exons: 7
Coding region: 199-1503 (434 amino acids)
Cellular component (GO): membrane
Source: RefSeq, a predicted model, not a curated record
UGAGUAUCAGAUUACGUUUACAAAUGAAAUCAUCGAACCGGGAAUGGAUCGCAUACAAAUCCGGAAGAGAAAUAUAUAUAAAGCAAUCAAUAUCGUUACCUGAAUUUUGUCAACUUUGUUUAUUCUACUAAGUUUGAAUAAAGUAAUAUGUGUUUCUUUAAGCAAUCGACUCACACUUUAUGAAAUGAAAUUUAUAGAAUGGAUAGUUCAUAUAAUAACUGUUUAACUUCAUUAUGGAUACUCUUUAUACUGAGUUCAACAAAAUAUAGUAAAGCCGACAGAUGCUCUUUUGAAGCGGGUACGUGUGAGUGGAGGAAUGUCCAAGAAAGAGAUCACUUUGACUGGGGCGUGGGAGAUUGUAGACAUUUUAUAGACACGAACACGGACGAAAAUAAAACUGGUACAAAUAAUUGUGCAUUUAUUGAAUCUUUUGGACCGAACUCUACAAGAAACAGAGCAAUGUUAAGACGACCACUGAGCAAAACACCUGUUGUUAUUUCAUUUCAAGCUUUUACAAACACCGAUGCUGGAACAAUUCGAGUGUUCUUGAAUACAUCUAAUACUUAUGAGCUAAUCUGGACCUCCUUAUACGGUAUGAAGAGAGACACGUGGGUUCAUCAGCAACUUAAUUUCUUCGGAAUAGAAUCGCAAUUUUGGGUGAUAUUUGAAGCAGAAAGAGCGUUUACCCCCGAUUUUGAACACAAUAAAGUGGCAGUAGAUGAUAUUACUGUUGAUCAUAUCAACUUUAUUCAAAAUAUACAACUUGUAGACGGUCCUACACCUAUGUCUGGGCGAGUCGAAGUGUUAAUAAAUAGUCGUUGGGGGACUGUUUGUGUGGAUCGAGCCGAUAUUUUCUUUGCCGCGGUUGUUUGCAGAAUGUUAGGAUUUUUAACGAAUAAUGCACAGGUACUAAGUUUGCAAUGGUACCAGCGUGGCGUUGGGACACAGCCGAUAUGGUUAGACCGUGUUACAUGUAAUGGGUCUGAACGCAGACUUGAGGAGUGUAGACGUUCACGUUAUGAUUUCCACGACUGCAAGCAUUCUGAGGAUGUUGGAGUUGCCUGCUAUAAUAAGACAGUCAUUACGGCUAAAACGACUACAACGGCUUCUUUACAAGAAAAUGAACCUGGGAGUCAUACGAAUAACUACAUUUUGAUUAUUGUAUGCAGUUCGAUAGCUGCAGGAAUGUUCUCUAUCGGUCUCUGUUGUUGUGGAUACUGUUGGCAUCGUUAUCAAAUCUUUUCCAAGGACGCAAUAAGACAGCAAAUCAGUCAAACACAAUAUGAGGUGGAAACAAAUGCAAACACUACAAUCACUGUAAAUACCCUGCAGAGUGAUGGAACACACCCCAAACCCGACGACCCACCUCCGCCUUAUUCGGAGAUAUGCUUCUUACCCUCCAACGAUGGAUACACAAUGCAAGCGCACUACCAUCUCUUGUCCGAACCUCCAUCCUAUGAUUAUGUGAUGGCUUCUCCUCGUGAUUACAACGUGCAUUCAUAGAUGAUAAAUUCAAGUGGCCUUUGGAAUUGUUUGGAACGUAGACAUCAAUGUUUUGAAUUACCACUAUACUUGUAAAUACAUGUUAUAUUUUGUAAAUAAAAUGAUUCCUUAAAUAUGCACUCUUACUCCCUAAUAAGAUAUACAAUAAUUGAUAAUUUACCGAAACGAUGACCAAAAAACAAAUGUUCUUACGAAGGAUACCGUUGUUUU